AUGUAGUAAAUUUUUAAUAGAAUUUUAAAUAGAACAAGUAGUUAAAAUGAUGAAAAAAAAGAUAGCUCUUAACCCAAAGAAAACACUUCCUUAUAGCCAAAUACUAUUGAAAUUUAAAACCAUUUGAUUUACUGCUUAGAGAAUUCUUCUAUUAAUUUAUUACCUGCUAUGGCAAGAUAUGGUUUUUCCUCAAUUUAAAAUGAAAAAAUAUUACUUAUGAAAGAACUUAUUUAGCAUUCUAAAAGUUUUAUAGAAGAACCAGUUAAAGAACCUUCUUAAAUUAAUUAGACUGGAAUUUAAGAUUUAAUGUAGAUAAUUUAAAAUAGAUAAAGCGAAGAUGGAGAUACUAAUUCUGAAAUAAGCUAGGAAAGAGAUUCAAAUGAUGAUAUCGAAGGAGUGGAUUAAGAAUUAGAAGAAGAAGAAUAUGAAGAUAUAGAGGAAUAUGAAGAUGAUGAGGAAUUAGAUGAAGAUUAUAAAAGUAAUGAAGAAUUAGAAGAUACAGAAAAUUAAGAAGAAGUUGAAGAGCAUGAAACUAUUUAAGGAUAAAACAAUAAUUCUAAUCAAAUCUUAUAAGAUGAAAAUGAUGAAGAAGAUUUAUAAGAUGAAGGUUAAUAUGAAAAUUAUGAAGGAGAUGAUUAUGAUUGA
Messenger RNA from Tetrahymena thermophila SB210, 645 nucleotides. RefSeq lists its product as hypothetical. Lineage: Eukaryota; Ciliophora; Oligohymenophorea; Hymenostomatida; Tetrahymenidae. The record is from RefSeq and is a predicted model, not a curated record. The transcript has a single exon.